AUGCCCGCUGCAGCACCUUCCCAUUUAGACAUCAUAGAUUCAAGGAUUUCUCCUGAAGUUCGUGCGGCGUACAAUGCAAAAGUUGCCCAAUUUCAACGCAGCUCCAAAUCGUACUGGGAAUUUUCCAUCGUGCCCAACAAGUUUGUCCAAUCCUUGGAUGAGACAGACGACACCACAUUCAACUACCUUGAUCAGCACUUUGGUAAAAUUGGUGAAUGGGAUGAUUUAGUUGCCGAGUUGCACAAUUUGAAUAAGCAGGCUGAUAAUGACACCCAAUACAAGAUUCUUUUCCUUGCCCGUCAUUAUACCGGGUAUCACAACCUUGCUCAUACUAAAUAUGGAGAUGAUGAAUGGAACAACCACUGGUCGAAAUUGAAUGGCGAUGAUGAAUAUACAUGGGGACCUGAUGCUGAAUUGACUCAAGAACUGAUUGACUUAGCAAAGAGGAACAGUAAACUAGUAGCACAAGAAUUGGAAAACAAUCAGCAUCGAAACAAGUUAUUAAUCACACCACAAAAGAUGUAUGUAUCUCCAUUGAGCCGGUCAAUUGAUACUUUGUAUUAUACCUGGGAUCCAAUUGUUAAUUUACAACAAUUGCAUCCGUACGUUCAAGAAAACUGGCGUGAAACUACUGGUGUACACACAUGUGAUAAACGAUCAACCAGAUCAAUAAUCGCCAAGAAAUAUGAGAAGUUGGGGUUUGUUAUCGAACCGGGAUUCACAGAAAACGAUGAAUUGUAUAAGGAUGAUUAUCGAGAACUGUUUGAUGAACAAGCAUCAAGAAUGAAUGUGGCUUUGCAACAAUUGUUUAGUGAGAACCAUGGAAAUGGUGUCGAUAUCGUGGGGAUCACUUCUCAUUCCGGUAGUAUCAAGACCCAGUUGUUGGUGUUGAGUCAUCGGCCCUUUGCCGUACAGACCGGUGGAAUGAUACCUGUUUUUGUUAAAGCUGUCAGAAAGAAAGGCGGAGAAGCCACAGGUGGUGAAGGUGGGAGAGGAUGUGCUCUUUCGUAA
Messenger RNA from Lodderomyces theae, 1011 nucleotides. RefSeq names its product putative phosphomutase. Gene Ontology annotation, cellular component: cytoplasm. The transcript has a single exon. NCBI's taxonomy places the organism in Eukaryota, Fungi, Ascomycota, Pichiomycetes, Serinales, Debaryomycetaceae. Gene Ontology annotation, molecular function: phosphatase activity. Bases 1 to 1011 code for a protein of 336 amino acids. The record is from RefSeq and is a predicted model, not a curated record.